AUGCCCUGCUUGCGCCAUCUCAUUCCCCAGCCUCACCCACCCAACUUUUAUCUGUGGCAGAGGCAAAUAGAGAAAGAGAAAGAGAAAGCGGUGGCCGAGUUCAGAAGUCUGCACCAGUUCUUGGAGGAGCAAGAGGACCUCCUUCUGGAGAAAAUGCAAGAGGUGGAGGAGGAGAUUGCAAGGAAAAUGGAGAAGCACAUGGCCAGUCUCUACAGGGAUCUCAUACCCCUUGAAACUCUCAUCCUGGAGAUGGAAGUGAAGCUUCAGAGGCCAACCAAUGAAGUCCUGCAGGAUAUUGGAAGCCUUUUGAAGACGUUUGAGGAGAGAGAGGUGAUUAAGACACCAGUGGUUUUUUCUCCUGCAUUAAACUGGAGGGCGUGGGAAUUCAGUGAUAUGAACCCAUUUCUGGAAGGUGUCAUACAGGAAUUCAAAGACGCCCUGACAUCUGAUUUGAAAUAUCUACAGAAAGGUAAGCAGUGA
Messenger RNA from Lacerta agilis (Sand lizard), 480 nucleotides. Its product is annotated as E3 ubiquitin-protein ligase TRIM4-like. The record is from RefSeq and is a predicted model, not a curated record. The coding region runs from base 1 to 480 and encodes 159 amino acids. The transcript has 4 exons. Lineage: Eukaryota; Metazoa; Chordata; Lepidosauria; Squamata; Lacertidae.